CGCCAUGAGUCAGAAGGCACUCGAUGGCAACUGGUUUGUACGCAAACAUGGUGCCUUCCAGCUCCCGCGCCCGGGGCGGCUGGGGGUGCCCUCCUGGGAAGGGAGAGGCGGCGGCGGCAUCUCUAAGCCGUCAGCUCACGGACUCGCUGCCUUCCUGCGCCUCCUCUCCCCUCAGCACCGACCUCCGGGUCGGGCGGGCCAGCACCUGUCAUUCCAGUCAGCUCACUGGGCUCAGAUACCCCACGGAGCCCCCCAGGACGCCCGGGUUCCGACCCGUGCCCGCCGGGAGCUGGGGUCGCGGCCCCGCACGCCCACCGCCUGAGGAGGCGGCCCGGGGCGGCGCCGGAGGGACGGGGCGGCGCUCGCGUCUGCGCAGGCGCACAUCGGCUUCCGGCAGCAUGGCGGACACACCGGCUCAACCCACCAAGAGAAAGCGCGAACCGGACGCGGAGGGGGCGGAAGGCCCCGGCCCAGGAGAAAAGGAAGCGGCCGUUGGAAAUGGCACCUCUGCUCCUGUGAGCUUACCCUUCUCCGGCUUUACAGUGCAAAAAGUGCUGAGGGAGUCUGCGCGGGACAAAAUCAUUUUCCUCCAUGGGAAGGUGAAUGAGGCCUCUGGGGAUGGGGACGGAGAGGAUGCCGUUGUGAUCUUGGAGAAGACACCAUUUCAGGUGGAGCAGGUGGCCCAGCUCCUGGCGGGCAGCCCUGAGCUCCAGCUCCAGUUCUCCAAUGACAUCUACAGCACCUAUCAUCUGUUCCCUCCAAGGCACCUGAGCGACGUGAAGACCACCGUGGUUUACCCUGCCACAGAGAAACACCUGCAGAAGUACCUGCGCCAGGACCUCCAGCUGAUCCGAGAGACAGGAGAGGAUUAUAAGAAUAUUACCUUGCCCUACCUGGCGGCCCAGAGCCUCAGCAUCCAGUGGGUAUAUAACAUUCUCGAGAAGAAGGCUGAAGCCGACCGGAUUGUUUUCGAGAACCCAGAUCCUUCUGAUGGCUUUGUCCUCAUCCCUGACCUCAAGUGGAACCAGCAGCAGCUCGAUGACCUGUACCUGAUUGCCAUCUGCCACCGCCGGGGCAUCAAGUCACUGCGGGACCUGACCCCAGAGCACCUGCCGAUGCUGAGGAACAUCCUCCAGGAGGGGCAGGAAGCCAUCCGGCAGCGCUACCAGGUGACGGGGGACCGCCUCCGGGUGUACCUGCACUACCUUCCCUCCUACUAUCACCUGCACGUACACUUCACAGCCCUGGGCUUCGAGGCCCCUGGCUCUGGGGUGGAGCGGGCGCACCUGCUGGCAGAGGUGAUUGAAAACCUGGAAUGUAACCCAAGGCACUACCAGCAACGCACCCUCACCUACGCCCUCAGGACUGACGACCCCCUGCUCCGGCUCCUGCAGGAGGCCCAGAAACGCUGAGUCGGCCCAGGAGCUGCCAGGCCAGCCAGUGUGUGGCCGCUGGGGUGGGGGCUGGGUGGAAGAGGUGGUUUUAUCACCUAGUACAUUUUUUUUAAAUGUAUUUUGUACUAGCUGAUUCCUGGUAGGUGAAUAAAGUGUUGGGAUCA
This is a messenger RNA of Trichechus manatus latirostris (Florida manatee), 1558 nucleotides long. It is a transcript of the gene DCPS, whose product is annotated as decapping enzyme, scavenger. Bases 24 to 1412 code for a protein of 462 amino acids. The transcript has 6 exons. Gene Ontology annotation, biological process: deadenylation-dependent decapping of nuclear-transcribed mRNA. The record is from RefSeq and is a predicted model, not a curated record. Gene Ontology annotation, molecular function: hydrolase activity; RNA 7-methylguanosine cap binding. Gene Ontology annotation, cellular component: nucleus; P-body. NCBI's taxonomy places the organism in Eukaryota, Metazoa, Chordata, Mammalia, Sirenia, Trichechidae.